This is a messenger RNA of Kuraishia capsulata CBS 1993, 2127 nucleotides long. RefSeq lists its product as uncharacterized. The coding region runs from base 1 to 2127 and encodes 708 amino acids. Gene Ontology annotation, biological process: polyphosphate metabolic process; microautophagy; vacuole fusion, non-autophagic. The transcript has a single exon. NCBI's taxonomy places the organism in Eukaryota, Fungi, Ascomycota, Pichiomycetes, Pichiales, Pichiaceae. Gene Ontology annotation, cellular component: vacuolar transporter chaperone complex; fungal-type vacuole membrane. The record is from RefSeq and is a predicted model, not a curated record.
AUGAAGUUCGGAGAGACGCUGAAAUCGUCGCUCAUCAAGGACUACAACUACUACUACAUCCAGUAUGAUGAGCUUAAGCAUAAACUCAAGACAGGUAUGUCCAAAUCAGACGACAAGUGGUCAAAUGAUUUGGAGGAAGAUUUCCUCGGACUGCUUGAGAAGGAAUUGGACAAGGUGUUUAACUUCGUCAAGCUGAAACACCAGGAAAUCCUCAGGAGAAUCAAAGAGAACGAGGGUCUUGUCUUCUCCACUGUUGAGAGUUCCAAGAAUUGUCCACCAGAGGAGGCCGAGUUCUACGAGCAAAAUUUUGAGGAUCUGGAGGAAGAGCUUUCGGAUGUGAUAGCCGAUGUCCAUGACCUCGCCAAGUUCACCAGACUGAACUAUAUUGGGUUUCAAAAGAUCCUCAAGAAGCACGACAAACAGACCAACGGCAAGUACAUCCUCAAGCCAAUCUUUCAGGCCCGUCUGGAGGCGAAGGCAUUUUUCAAGGACAACUACGAUGACCUGGUAGUCAAACUCUCUAAGCUGUAUGAUCUGGUGAGAACCAGAGGAAACCCAGUCAAGGGCGACAGUGCUGCUGGAGGCUCGAUGCAGAAUUUUGUGAGACAAACGACCAAGUACUGGGUCCAUCCAGACAACAUCACUGAGCUGAAGCUGAUUAUCCUCAAGCAUUUGCCUGUGCUGGUGUUCAAUGCCAACAAGGAGUUCCAGGCAGAAGACAGUGCCAUCACCUCUAUAUACUAUGAUGACAAGGCCAUGGAUUUGUACUAUGGACGUUUGCUCAAAGAUGAAGGUGCUGAGGCCAUUCGUUUGAGAUGGUAUGGAGGAAUGUCCAGCGACACCAUCUUCGUGGAGAGAAAAACCCACAGAGAAGACUGGACGGGUGAAAAAUCUGUCAAAGCUCGGUUCCCACUCAAAGAGAAGAACGUGAACGAUUUUCUGGCAGGAAAAAUGACCGUUUCACAGGUUUUCGAGAAGGCCAGGAAAGAGGGCAAGAAAUCACCCCAGGAGAUCGAGUCCCUGGAGCGUUUGGCGCAGGAAGUUCAGUAUCGUGUAAUCAAGGACAAAAUGAGACCUGUGAUGAGGUCCUUCUACAACAGAACAGCGUUUCAAUUGCCAGGAGACGCCCGUGUGAGGAUUUCUCUGGAUACGGAGUUGACAAUGGUCAGAGAGGACAACUUUGAUGGCAAAGACCGUACCAAUGGCAACUGGAGGCGGAUGGAUAUCGGCGUUGACUACCCGUUCGCCAAUCUUCCAGAUGAGGAUGUGGAGAGAUUUCCUUAUGCUGUUCUAGAGGUCAAAUUGCAGACUCAGAUGGGCCAGGAACCUCCUGAAUGGGUUCGCGAGAUGGUGGCUUCCCACCUGGUUGAAGCUAUUCCCAAGUUUUCCAAAUUCAUCCACGGAUGUGCCACUUUGCUCCCUGAAAGAGUGGACCUCAUUCCAUUCUGGCUGCCUCAGAUGGAUGUUGAUAUAAGGAAGCCAAAGCAGAACGUUGAGUAUGGUAUUGUCAGACACAAGGAUACCUCAAACGGUGGAGAACUGGAUGAGGAGGAAUUAGCUGGAGCCAAUUAUGGCUCAAUCAAUAGUGAACACGUCCAGUUUGGUGGUUCGAGGACCGAAUCUGGCGAGCAAACUGCACUAUUAGUGCCUUCUCAGUCAUACGCCUUCAGCCAGUCCUCCGGGAUAUUGAACUCGUUCAGGUUCUGCUGGAACAAACUGGCAGGUCCGGACAAUUCAUUUAAUAAAGUCCCAGAUGGAACCAUUUUUGAGUCCCGAAUCCAGGCCCCUCCAGGAAAGAAGAUAGCUGCACCAAUCCGUGUUGAGCCUAAGGUGUACUUCGCAACGGAGAGGACUUAUCUGUCAUGGCUAUCUAUUGCAAUGAUAUUUGGUGCUACUGGACACACGUUACUCAGCUACGGUGAUGCGGUCAGCCUGCUUGCAUCUGUUGGUUUUUACCUAACUGCCGCAUUGACCAUAGUGUAUGCCUCUGGAAUGUACGUUUGGAGAUGUCAUGCAAUCAGGCGAAAGAGAGCCGUCCGAUACGACGAUCAGAUUGGGCCAAGAGUUCUUUGUGGCUGUUUGGCACUGUCUGUAGGACUGAGUUUUCUGUUUAGGUAUUUGAAUUGA